AUGAGUGAGUUGCGGUAUCGUCGAGGCGACGGCGACGGUAACAACAAAGCCGAAACGGCUGGAGAAUCCGAUCAUGUGGACUCUGAGGAGGAGAAGGUCUUAGAGGAGAAGUAUGUGGAAGAAAUGGCGAAAAAGCUCCCUCAAGGCACGGACAAGACGCCGGAAAUCCUUGACUCUGCUCUUUCGGGCUUGUCUUCAAGAUGGCGCAACUGGGUGAUUCGGGGCAUUUUCACCUGGCUGAUGAUUGGUGGUUUUUGCCUACUUAUCUAUGGUGGGCCACUGGCACUCAUGAUUACUGUACUCUGUGUCCAAGUGAAGUGCUUCGAAGAGAUCAUUAACAUCGGUUACGCCGUAUACCGAGUGCAUGGCCUGCCGUGGUUCCGCUCCCUCUCCUGGUAUUUCUUAUUGACAUCCAACUAUUUCUUCUAUGGAGAAAACUUGAUUGACUACUUUGGAGUCGUGAUUAAUAGGACGGACUACCUCCGCUUCCUAGUGACGUACCAUCGGUUCAUAUCCUUCAGUCUGUACUGCUGCGGAUUCGUAUGGUUCGUUCUCUCCUUGGUGAAACGCUACUACAUGCGUCAGUUCAGUCUAUUCGCAUGGACUCACGUCGCUUUGCUGAUCGUCGUUACGCAGAGCUACCUCAUCAUACAGAAUAUCUUUGAAGGUCUAAUAUGGUUCAUAGUCCCGGUCUCCAUGAUAAUCUGCAACGACAUGAUGGCGUAUGUGUUCGGCUUCUUCUUCGGCAAGACUCCUUUGAUCAAGUUGAGCCCAAAGAAGACCUGGGAAGGAUUCAUUGGCGGCGGAAUCUCAACUGUUGUCUUCGGUUUGGUGAUGUCCUACAUGAUGUCACAGUAUCCGUACCUGGUCUGUCCGAUCGAAUAUUCGGAGUCCCUCGGUCGUAUGACCAUGGAUUGUGAGCCCUCGCUUCUGUUCCGCCUGCAAGAAUACACUCCGCCGCAAUUCCUUAUGCCUGUAAUGAAAAUGGUAGGUCGCGAAAAAAUCACCAUGUAUCCGUUCAUGAUCCACUCGCUGGCUUUGAGCAUCUUCAGCUCCGUCAUCGGGCCAUUCGGCGGAUUCUUCGCUUCCGGAUUUAAGCGCGCUUUUAAGAUCAAGGACUUUGGUGACGUCAUUCCCGGGCACGGCGGCAUUAUGGACCGAUUUGACUGCCAGUUCCUGAUGGCCACCUUCGUCAAUGUCUACAUCACCAGCUUCAUCCGUACCGCCACGCCACAGAAACUGCUGCAACAGGUUUACAACUUAAAGCCGGAGCAACAGCUGCAACUCUUCUACGCGCUGAAGGAGUCUCUCGAGAACAGGAACAUCUUGAACAUGAUACCCUAAACGGUGUGGGUAAACAAUUUAUUGUAUUGUAUGAUGACAGAACACUUUUAUAUUGUACUAACGACUCAAAAUCAUUUUUAGAAAUCCUAAUAAUCCUGAAAGCUGGGUCUAAAGUUAAAUCCUGCCUCAUGAACAAAAAUAAAUUGACAAUGAAAAAAAAAUUGACUAGUGUUGUACGUAAAUAUUUUAAUUUUAGACUACAGGUUCGUGUUGGAACUGAAAAUUUAAAUUUCGAAAUCGAAUAUACAUUCUAUAUACUACUAAUCCCACCAAUGUACCGUUUUUUGGUAUUAGGACCGGCCUUCGGGCAUGACAGUCCACUUAAGGAGAAGUGAGGUAUGAUAAUAUCAUAACGUACGGAAACCUUUUAAAAUGCGGUAAUCGGAUUUCUGGAUCUCCUGAUCUUUUGAUCCGGAAUAACCAAUGCAGCAAGUGUUGCUUUGCAAUAGUAAUACACGUACUUAUUUUAGGACAAUAUAAAAGUAUUCUAAGGUUCGAACAUAUCCAGUGUUGUACCUUGAAAAGUAAACAUUUUGUUCUAGUCCAAAUAUUGUACAUUUAUUUGCUUUGGAAUAAAUAUGUUCCAUCUUUAUAAUACAUCUUAUUGACCCUUGAAAGAGUCUGUAUUGAAAUUUAAUUCAUAUUUUAGUUUGUUAAAAAAUAUUUGUAAAGAUGACAAUUUGCACUUCGCCGUCAUGUUGCAGAAUAUUAAAAAAAAAUUACAUCGUAAUUUUACCUUUGAUGUCAACUGUUCAUAGUAGGGUUCAUUUGUAACUUGUCAAUCUUUAAGAUGUUUAAUAGUACCAAAGAUUCAAA
This is a messenger RNA of Hyposmocoma kahamanoa, 2160 nucleotides long. It is a transcript of the gene Cds, whose product is annotated as phosphatidate cytidylyltransferase, photoreceptor-specific. Gene Ontology annotation, cellular component: endoplasmic reticulum membrane. The transcript is spliced from 10 exons. Gene Ontology annotation, molecular function: phosphatidate cytidylyltransferase activity. The record is from RefSeq and is a predicted model, not a curated record. NCBI's taxonomy places the organism in Eukaryota, Metazoa, Arthropoda, Insecta, Lepidoptera, Cosmopterigidae. Bases 1 to 1344 code for a protein of 447 amino acids.